AUAUAUAGACUGCUGACUUUUGAGGAGCAAAACCAGAGAAGAAGCGAAAAAUUCCUCUUUGGCCUGUGGGGACUGGGGAGCAUAGAGAGAGAAAUCGAAAUUGUACAUCUAUCAGGACCCUAAUAGGCCUCUCUCUCUUUCUCUCUCUCUUUACAAUCCAAGAGUUUCAAUCCGGAAUUCUAGGGUUUCUUUCUAUCAGAUUUGAAAAAUGAACAAGCUUGGCAGAGGUCACCGAGAUAAGGUUCAGCAAUUCAUGACAAUAACUGGAGCUAGUGAAAAGAUGGCUCUUCAGGCCUUGAAGGCAAGUGAUUGGCAUCUUGAAGGUGCUUUUGAUGUAUUUUACAGUCACCCACAGGUUAGAUCGUAUGCAGAUUCUAGACAUGUGGAAGAACUAUACAACAGAUACAAAGACCCUUAUGUUGAUAUGAUUAUGGUUGAUGGCAUCACUCUUCUCUGCACUGAUCUUCAGGUGGAUCCGCAGGACAUUGUUAUGCUUGUUGUUUCUUGGCAUAUGAAGGCGGCAACCAUGUGUGAAUUUUCCAAACAAGAGUUUAUGAGUGGUUUACAAUCCCUUGGGAUAGAUAAUAUUGACAAGUUCCGAGACAGGCUACAGUACAUGCGUUCUGAACUGAAAGAUGAGCAAAAGUUCCGUGAGAUCUAUAACUUUGCCUUUGGCUGGGCAAAAGAGAAGGGUCAGAAAUCUCUAGCUUUGGAUACUGCAAUUGGGAUGUGGCAGUUACUCUUUGCAGAAAAGCAAUGGCCUUUGGUUGACCAUUGGUGCGACUUCUUACAGGCCAGGCAUAACAAGGCAAUAUCGAGAGACACUUGGUCUCAACUACUAGAAUUUGCAAGGACGGUAGACCCAGCAUUGACCAAUUAUGACGCAGAAGGAGCUUGGCCUUACCUAAUUGAUGAAUUCGUGGAGUAUUUGCAUGAAAAUGGCGUCACUGGAAAAGGGGCGGAGUAAGAGGAGAAGGACCAGGCAUAAAGGCUCAUGCUUAUUGGAACUCGGCAAUGGCUGUGGAUCGAGGAACUCGGCUUCAUCUAUAUAUCCAUAAUGUCAAAGUUUGUGAAUCGAUUGGCAGUUUCAUUGUUAUCUGGUCAGUGUCUUAAUGUUACUAAGGAUGAUUGAUAAUUAAAACUUUGUUGAGUAAUUUGUUUUCAUUUAUGUUAUUGAUUCAGCUAUGUUUUUCUGUAAUUUGUGGUGGUUGAAAGUUAUAUGUACUAAAUUCAAGUAUUUAAGUAGUCUUUUAUUAGUUGGGUUUGAAUAAAGAUUAAUUU
Molecule: messenger RNA, 1281 nt
Organism: Impatiens glandulifera
Lineage: Eukaryota; Viridiplantae; Streptophyta; Magnoliopsida; Ericales; Balsaminaceae
Product: DCN1-like protein 1
Exons: 12
Coding region: 209-967 (252 amino acids)
Biological process (GO): positive regulation of ubiquitin-protein transferase activity; protein neddylation
Cellular component (GO): ubiquitin ligase complex
Molecular function (GO): ubiquitin-like protein binding; cullin family protein binding; ubiquitin conjugating enzyme binding
Source: RefSeq, a predicted model, not a curated record